Onychostoma macrolepis is the source of this 935-nucleotide messenger RNA. RefSeq names its product glutathione S-transferase theta 1a (gene gstt1a). Gene Ontology annotation, biological process: glutathione metabolic process. Bases 46 to 774 code for a protein of 242 amino acids. Gene Ontology annotation, cellular component: cytoplasm. The transcript is spliced from 5 exons. The record is from RefSeq and is a predicted model, not a curated record. Gene Ontology annotation, molecular function: glutathione transferase activity. Lineage: Eukaryota; Metazoa; Chordata; Actinopteri; Cypriniformes; Cyprinidae.
UGAGAAGUUUGGCGAAUCGCUCAUCUUGGACAUUUCCCAUCCAAAAUGCCGCUGGAACUGUAUCUCGAUUUGCAUUCCCAGCCAUGCCGCUCCGUCUUCCUAUUUGCCAAGUUAAAUAAAAUUCCCUUUGAAUUCAAAACCGUGGAUUUAUCUGCAGGUGAACAAUAUGGAGAGGAAUUUGGUAAGGUCAGCAUCAUGAGGAAAGUUCCUGUCCUCAAAGAUGGAGAUUUUAUUCUAACAGAGAGUAUAGCUAUACUGCAGUACUUGGCAGCGAAACAUCGCACUCCUGACCACUGGUAUCCAGCUGACCUGCAGAAGCGUGCACGAGUCGACGAGUUUCUGUCCUGGCAGCACACGAACAUAAGAACUCAUGGGUCAAAGGUCUUCUGGUUCAGGGGGGUCUUGCCUGCAGUCACUGGGGCCCCGGUGCCUAAGGAGAAGAUGGAUGCUGCUGUGGAGGACCUCAACGCAUCUUUGAAAACCUUUGAGGACAAGUUUCUGCAGAGCAGGCCCUUUAUAAUUGGAGAUAAAAUAUCUCUGGCUGAUCUUGUAUCCAUCGUGGAGAUAAUGCAGCCGGUCGGUACAGGUCUAGAUGUGUUUCAAGGCAGACCUGCUCUGAGUGCCUGGAGAGACAGAGUUAAGAAGGAGAUCGGUGUGGAAGUCUUCGAUGAAGCCCACAAGGUUAUCAUGAAUGUUGAUGCUUUGCCACAAACCUUUGAGAAAAAAGGUUUACCGGAGUUUCUCAAGCUAAAGAUGCAGAAAAUGUUUAACUGAGUCUGUUAGCAUGGUCUAAUAAUCUAGUAUUAAACUUUAAUCUUUCAUCAAGUUAUUGUGCAGCAAUAUGGACAAGGUCAAACACGGUUUAGAAAAUAUUAUAGUACUGAAAUCAUUGUAUUCAAAAUAAAAACAUUAUAAUAAAGUUAUGCCUAAGUGUA